This is a messenger RNA of Adineta ricciae, 1911 nucleotides long. The record is from the annotation of a GenBank genome assembly. Lineage: Eukaryota; Metazoa; Rotifera; Eurotatoria; Adinetida; Adinetidae.
AUGACCCAGCCAACAGGAAUUGGUUUUCGACAACGAUUCUUCGACCUUAGACGACGGACAGCACACGAUGCACCGUCGAUGCCAUUGAAUACGGAAAAUCAUGGUCAAGAUCGUCCAUUGUUCUAUGUUGAUAAACCGUUAAUUGACAGAAUUUGUAAACAAAUAGAUCGCAUUAGAAAAUACUGCCAAUCACCAAAGAUGCGUCUGAAAACGUCGUCGCCCUGUAUACUUGAUAUUUUACCAGAAUUCGGUCAAACUUUUCGCGAAAUUCUGGCAAAUUACAAAGAUCGAUUUCAUAUAUUAAAUGAUAUUCAGUAUUUCUGUAUAUUUGUUGGCAAUCUUAAUGAAUUGUGUGCUAAAACGGUCGAGUGUUUCAAGCGCGCUGGGCAUCAAAUGCAUAAAGAACAAUCUAGUUUCCGAAGAGAACUCAAUAAGCUAUCACUGUACUUUUCGCACACUCUAACUGAGCUAAAAGCUCUGUUUAUCAAUGGAACCUAUCAAGGAGAACAAUUUCGAUUAACAAAGCCAGAAGCAACGGACUUCUGGAAGCACAAUUUCCAAGAAAAAACCAUUGUAUCGUGGGAAGAAUUUCAAGAGAAACUCAAUUUUGUUCAUCCAGUAGGAUCACUGAAUGAAUCAACAGCUUUACAAAAGACAAUCGACUUAACCAAUGAUAAUUACAUAUCAAUAUUUGAGUUCGACGUUUUCACACGAUUAUUUCAUCCAUGGUCAUCACUUUUGACGAAUUGGAAACUACUGACAAUUUGUCAUCCUGCUUUUAUGGCUUUCAAGACCUACGACGACGUGCAAGAAAUCCUUACGAAUCAUCUUGAAAAACCAGGUAGCUAUGUAUUUCGACUGAGUUGUACACAUUUGGGUCAAUGGGCAAUUGGGUAUGUCACGAUGAAUAAUGAGAUCCGUCAAACUAUUCCUAGCACAAAAUCACUGGUUCAAUCAUUAAUCGACGGAGAACAAACAGGGCAUUACAAAUAUCCGAAUGGAGAGAACAAUCGCAUAGAUUUAUCUGCUGCUUUGGGAACAACGCAGUCUGAUCGUAUUUACGUAUCCGAAGAACAAUUCUCAUUGUACAGUAGUAUGGGUACAACUUUUGAACUGUGUAAAAUCUGUUCAGUUAAUGAUAAGAAUAUUAAAAUUCAACCGUGUGGUCAUUUAAUGUGUCGAAGUUGUCUGACAGCAUGGCAGAAGCAAAGCAAAAGUAAAUCAGCACCAUUGUGUCCUUUCUGUCGAGCAGGAAUCAAAGGUUUUGAACCAAUUGUUGUCAGUACGUUUGAUCGUUCGAUUAAACAUAACAGACAACAAUCAAAUCCAAUUGAAUUCGAUGAUCAAAGAGCCGAUACUAAUCCUCAGGUUCAGAGUUUACAACCACUGGCUAUUGCAAGUCUAGUAAACUAUGAGAAUAUUGCUAGUGUAGACUCGUCUGUAGAAGACCUGUCUUUUUCUCCACCACCGAUUCCAGCUCGAUUAGUGAAUACCAAUCAAGCAACACCGCAACAUCAUCUACAAGCUAUUUCUCCACAAUUAUUACAUAAUAAUUAUCUCCUUGGAACGCAAUCGCUACCAACAAAUCAAGAAGCAUUGUCGUCAAACGAAAGUCUUAGUAGUUCAUCAGAUCAAAUUUCGGCCGUAUCGGACAAUUGUUGGAAUUCAGAAAAUAACAUGAUAAGUCUUUCCACGUGCACUGACACUGAUACCAUUGCCCAAAUUCAGUCCAUCGAUGAUAUACGUGAUCGAUUACAUUCUGACUAUGACUUCGAUCCUAUACGUAUUGAUGCAGCAUUAGUACUAACUGAAGGUUUUCCAUUAUCACAGCAAUAUGAAAUGUCGAAACUAUUUCUUGAACAUGUCAAACGUGCUGAAGAAGAAUUUACCAAUCCGAGUGAUACUUUUUAG